AUGGCUAUAAAUUUAGAUAAACACAAAAGUACAUUGUUAGCUGCGUGGAAGGAUGUAUUAGACGAUAAAAGUGAUACUAAUUGGGCGUUGUUUGGCUAUGAUGGCCUAUCAAGCGACCUAAAGUUCAUCAGCAAAGGAAAUGGUGGCCUUACAGAACUCUUAGAAGACUUAAAUAGUGGCAAAAUCCAAUACGCAUUCCUCAAGGUAGACGUGCCCAAUGGGAGCAUAUCUAAAUACGUUCUUAUCAAUUGGCAGGGCGAAGGCGCGCCAACUGUCCGCAAAGGUACAUGUGCAAAUCACAUCAAAAAUGUCUCACAAUUUUUCUCUGGAUUCCAUCUGUUAUUACACGCCCGGACCGAAGACGACCUUGACGAGGACGUUAUACUUGAUAACCUUGCCAAGGCUGGGUCAACAUAUAAUUUUACGUCAAGUAAGCCAGAGGAGUUGCCGCCUAGUGGACCAGUAGGAACCGCUUAUACAAAGGUUAAUCCAGUCCAGGAAAUCAACUCGAAGGAGAGGGAUCAGUUUUGGUUGAAAGAGGAACUGGAGGAAAGGAAACGUGUGGAAGCUGAAAGAAAACGAAGAGAAGAGGAGAAGAAGAAAGCAGAGGAAGAUGUUAGAAGAAGAGAUGAGUUAGAAGCUGCUAGAAGGGCAAAAGCCGAACAAGAAAAACCGGCCAUCCCCGAAGCGAUGGAGGGGCAGCGCGGGGCGGAGGUGGCGCGACGCUCGCGCUCGAUGGAAGCCAAGCAGCUGAUCGGCUCUACCGCAGCCGCCAGGGCCAAGUUCGAGCAGCAUUUGGCGCAGGGACAGAUGUCCGGCAGAACAACAAGCAUACCAGAAAAGCCAGUCCGCAGUUCAGUGAUAGCACAACGAAUUAACACGUUCACCAAUCCACAAGCUUCAUCACCAACAACCAAAUCACCCCCAGAGAUCAAAUCACCAGUCAAAUCGCCUGAAGAAAAAAUCACGCUACCCAACACCCAAAGCGAACAACCCAAAACUAGUCCUUUGAAAAACAUAGACAAGAUCAAAAUGAGUCUAGAAAGCCCAUCACAGAUCCAGUACGAACCGAUCAUUGACCCCGCAGACCUGAGUCCCAGUACAGAAAAUGACCCUGGAUCGUUUAGUGCCAUCAAUUACACUGAAUACAAACAAAACGACACAUACAGAGAUAUAAAUGAUUUAAAACAAAGUGAGCCAAUGAUAAAACAGAAUAUUCUUGAAAAUGAUAUGUUCGACGCGUCCUAUUCAAGUUCAAAUGAAAAUGAUGACGAUGAUAGUGAUAAUAAGUUUAGUACGAUUAAAAGAUCACCAUACAGUAAGAACAAUAUUGUUGAAGAGAGUGAACGGGAAUUGAGUAGACAGAACACUGUCAUAGAAAAUGUACAUUACAAGAAGGAGCAGAACGGCACUACUACGUUAGACGAUGUGUCUCCGGAAGGUUUGGAAGACGAAGGCACAAUAUACGAAGACCUGGACGACGAUCCCGGUCUUACGGCGAGAGCUCUUUACGACUAUCAAGCAGCGGACGAGUCCGAGAUAACGUUCGACCCGGGCGACAUAAUAACGCACAUCGAGCAAAUCGACCCCGGCUGGUGGCAAGGGCUAGGACCACACGGCACCUUCGGCCUCUUCCCCGCGAACUAUGUCGAACUCAUGCCGCAUCCGCUGCCGCGCUAGUAUGGGCCUUUUCGACUAUCUGUUGGUGAGACAACUAAUGCCUACAGUGAAUAACAAGUGACAAGCAAAACGACGCCGUAAUUACUCUAGUAUUAAGUUGUUUUUAUUAUUUUAUAUUAUUUCGUUUCUUUGAUGCUCGAUCUUGAGUCCUUUCCCCGUCAACUAUGUCGAACUCAUGCCGCAUCCGCUGUCACGUUACUAUGUGAGAGACGACUGUACGGCUACAGCUGUGCUCGUACUAGCGAGUUGUAAAUUAU
This is a messenger RNA of Hyposmocoma kahamanoa, 1937 nucleotides long. RefSeq names its product drebrin-like protein B (gene Abp1). The transcript has 9 exons. The record is from RefSeq and is a predicted model, not a curated record. Gene Ontology annotation, molecular function: actin filament binding. The coding region runs from base 1 to 1680 and encodes 559 amino acids. Gene Ontology annotation, cellular component: postsynaptic density; actin filament; plasma membrane. NCBI's taxonomy places the organism in Eukaryota, Metazoa, Arthropoda, Insecta, Lepidoptera, Cosmopterigidae. Gene Ontology annotation, biological process: regulation of actin filament polymerization; neuron projection morphogenesis; positive regulation of axon extension.